Penicillium olsonii is the source of this 738-nucleotide messenger RNA. Lineage: Eukaryota; Fungi; Ascomycota; Eurotiomycetes; Eurotiales; Aspergillaceae. The record is from the annotation of a GenBank genome assembly.
AUGCUUCUGUCAAAAUCUCUGCUUCGAGCCGCGCCGGCUAAACCCCUUCACCUACGUCCUAGUAUCUUUUCACAGAUCGGAGUUAUCCCGAUGAAUAGCCAAAAACGGCAGGGGCACGGCGGGCGCGGGCGCGGGCGCGGACGCGGACGCGGCGGAUCGCGUCCCUCCCACCCAAGCGUCCCCCCCUCAAGAUCUAUCAACCCCGGCACACCCGUCAACAUCAUUCUCAAAGCCGACCAGCCUACAGGGCGCACAGUAUCAGGCACAGUGAGCGAUCUACUCACGCGCGGCGAUCACCCCCGAGGUGUCAAAGUGCGUCUCACGGACGGGCGCGUCGGGCGAGUGCAGAGCAUCGGAACCGGCGAGCCGACACAUGAGGCAGGAGAUGACACAGAGGGCACACAACCAGGUGAGCCUGGCAUUCAAUUAAGAUCAGAAGGCGGCGACUCAAGCGGGAGGCGCAAUCGGUUUACCUCGCGUGACAUGCGUCUUGAUGGACCGGAGGAACCUUCGGCGGAGCCCCUUGGAUUGGAUAUGUACAUACGUCCCGCCAAAGGAAAGAAGAAGAGCCAAAAGGCGCAGGCAGCACAGGGACUGGGAGAGGAGAGCCAUGCAAGUGCGAAAGAUGCAGGCGCUGCCGCUCAAAAGCCUGGCUCGCUGAAAUGCCCCGUGUGCGCUGAUUUUGAAGGCGAUGAAGCCGCUGUAGCGCACCACGUUGCUGGCCAUUUUGGAGAGUGA